AUGGAAUCUGCGCCGUUUGCAGGCGUCGUCCUCUGCUGCACCAGCAUUCCCGUCGACCUCAGGACCUCCCUCGCCAAAAAGGUCGAAGAACUCGGCGGCGUCCACAAAAACGAUCUGACCCAUGAGGUCACCCACCUUAUCGUCGGCGACUACAACACUCCCAAAUACCGCCAUGUCGCCCUCGACCGCCCAGACAUCAAGCCCAUGUGUGUCGGCUGGGUCGACGCCGUGAGAGAUCUCUGGACACGCGACGCCCCCAUCGACUUCCCCGCGCUCGAGGCAGCCUGGCAGCUGCGCACGUUUGAAGUCCACGGCGGUCUUCCCGCGGGACCAGACGAAGCCGACGAGGCUGGUGCGGGCGGCAACAACAAUGAGGGUGGUGGUGAGCCCGGGGACGCCGCGGCGGCCAAGCGCGGCCGGCUGCUGUGCUCCGUGACGGGCUUUGAAGAAGAAGACAGGCAGGCCGUCAUUGCUUUGAUCGUCGACAACGGCGGCGUCUACAGCGGCGACUUGACGCGCGCCGUGACACACUUGAUUGUCAACAAGCCCGAGGGCAAAAAGUACAACGCGGCGCUGCACUGGAACAUCAAGACCGUGGCCAUUGAGUGGCUGCACGACAGCGUGGCGCGCGGCAUGAUCUUGGACGAGUCCAAGUACGAUCCACGCCUCCCGGCGAACGAACGGGGCAAAGAUGCGUGGGGGCGCAACAACGCCGAGCGGACAGCCUCGAUCCUCGGCAAGCGUCUACGCGAUGCCGCCGCCCAGGCAGCUGCCGCCGAAAAGCAGAAUGGUCAACGAAAACUGCGCAAAACGACAAGCCAGAAGCUCUCCGUGCAGCGGGACGACCUAUGGGGUGACAUUCUAGGAAAGCCAGCACAGCCAUCCCCUGCGGCCGGGCCAGCUCCGCCCCAAGCCGCUGCCACAGAAGCAAGGAAGAGCGCAACGCCAGCUGCUGACUCUUCCAAGCCUACAAAUGGCGCCGACAUUCGGAAGCCACCACAAAAAGCACCGGCGCCACCUGCCGAGGACGUAUCGAACGGGGGUGUGCUCUCCACGUCCAUAUUUUGUAUACACGGCUUCAGCCCAGAGCGGACCAACGUCCUCGCUGGUGCUGUGGCGACCAUGGGCGGCGCCAUUGCGUCGUCCCUCGCCGAAAUGGCAGCAAUCGCUUCAAGACGGCCAGAUACACCACUCUUCCAGCACGUCAUUGUGCCACAGGAGGAGCGGCCGGAGACACAUCCAGCCGUGGCCAACGAUGUCCUCCUUGUCACAGAAUUUUUUAUCGAACGGUGCCUGCACAAGAAGCAGUACGCACUCAGUGGAGGGCCGUCCACAACACUGGCGCAAGCGCCGAAUCCAGGCACGAUCGGCCGUCCAUUCGCCGUAUUUCCCAUCCCGGGCUUCGCCACGCUGUCUAUUUGCUCAUCGGGCUUCACAGGCGUUGAUCUCAACCAGAUUGACAAGACUGUCCGGCAGCUCGGCGCAAAGUACGAGGAGCGGUUCACGGCGCAGUGCUCCGUGCUCGUGGUGACGUCACUGCCGGCAGUGCGAAAACAAAAACUCGAGCUCGCACUCUCCUGGAAGGUGCCCGUCGUCGAGGCCAAGUGGCUACAAGCCUGUAUCAAGUCGGGGACACUGGUCCCCGUUGGUGACUACCUCUUCCCACAGCUGCGGCAAAAUCCAAGCAGCCUCAACGGCCCGGCUGUCCGGCCAUCCACGGCGAAGGCACAACCAUCCAACCCGGAGCCGACGUUGGCAUUCACCGUCCCGACCCUCGUCGUGGCUAGUCCUCGAACGUUGCAUUCUGCCGGUGCCCAAGAUCAACAAGACGAAGAAGGCGGUCCGAAGAACAACGGAAAUGAGACGGACUUGGACCCGACGGCUCCUUAUGAAACAGCGCAGUCCCACCAGGAGGAGCCUCUUCUCCCGCCAAUCAGCACGACGACGGCUGCCGCUGCGCAGACAACAUACAACAAAGACGUCGACCUGCAAACAUUGUCUGUGGCUCCAUCAGCAGCACAGCAGCCGCUCGUCAAUAAUCCCUUUCGGUCCGAUUCCGAUUCGCCGCCUUCUCGGCGACCCGUCGAAUUGGCGCAACCUGCAUCAGUACCAGCACCGCAGCUGCGACAACAGCAACAGCCGAAACCACGACAGCCACUGAACCGCGUGCACAGCGAGAUUGCCGACUCGGCCGCCGGUGACUCGGACGGCUUCAUCGAUAGCGACGAUGGAGGAGGCGUGGGCAGUAGCAAAGUGUCGCCGCUUAAGCAGAUGCGACAACAAAGCCUACAACGGCAACAGCAACAGCAACAACAGCAGCCAAAAUCAGCAAACACAUCUACGACGAUGAAGCGAAGCGCAACAGCAAGGACAGCAGCAGCAUCCACAAAGGCCGUCCAUCGGCCUGUUCUUGGCCGUGUGGCCAGCGACGGCCUCGGCCACCAAUACCACCAACCAGCCAUUCCCAUGGGGAUCUCCAUUGACGACCUCAUCAAAGACACCGGCGGCGCGCCCGCCAAGUCCAUCGCCGCUCUCCAGCAGCAGCCGUCCAACCAGCAGCUGCUGCCGUCGCACCAAACCAAACGGGGAUCCGGGUUUGGUCGGUCCCACAGCAGCGUGUUGGGCAUGUCCGUGCCGGAAAACGACGUGCUGGCGGAGCCGCGCGGGUACGACGGCAGUGCUGUCGCCGGCGUCUCCGACCUGCCGCCGACACAGAACCAAGUGCAGUACCUCGACCCCGAAGCCGAGCGGAUGCGGGAGCAGCUGAUGCGCAAAAUCAUGGGCGGUGCGGACCCCCAACCGGCCAACGCGAACACGGGGGAGGCAAGGCCAACGGCAUCGGCCGUUGGUCGCAGGGAGGACAAUGCUGCACUGCGCGCAGGUACGGCCGAAGAGGCACUGGCCGAGGCGCGGCAAAGCGUGCGACGAAGCAGCCGGCUGCGGUGA
Messenger RNA from Sporothrix schenckii 1099-18, 2946 nucleotides. Its product is annotated as DNA replication regulator DPB11. The coding region runs from base 1 to 2946 and encodes 981 amino acids. The record is from RefSeq and is a predicted model, not a curated record. Gene Ontology annotation, biological process: DNA replication initiation; mitotic G2 DNA damage checkpoint signaling; mitotic DNA replication checkpoint signaling. Lineage: Eukaryota; Fungi; Ascomycota; Sordariomycetes; Ophiostomatales; Ophiostomataceae. The transcript has 2 exons.